Molecule: messenger RNA, 1913 nt
Organism: Boeremia exigua
Lineage: Eukaryota; Fungi; Ascomycota; Dothideomycetes; Pleosporales; Didymellaceae
Exons: 1
Coding region: 378-1604 (408 amino acids)
Source: RefSeq, a predicted model, not a curated record
CCUUUCCAAGGCCGUGCAAGACUUGCCCAUGCUUCUCGUAAACGUCAUGUGCACAGCCAAAGGAACUUAUCGGCUCGUGGUGCCGCUCUAUUUUUCGCUUUGUAAAAGGGCAGGCCCACUCAUAUCAGCCUGAUCCGCCUGCACCGACUGAAUUUGUAGCCAUAAGCAACUUGCUCUCCGCCUCCUCCGCUCACAGCCUCUACACCUUCUAUCCUCUCAUUCACUACCUGGAAUACAUCGACCUCCAGACGGUCAAGUCACUCUCUCGAAAUCAGUAAGACUGUAGACGUGCAUAAAACAGUCGCAGGUCCUGGAAGUGAUGACGUUUGGCUUACACGCCUAACUCGGACCAUUGCACAACACAAAAAACCCAGACGAUGGAAUAUCGACACUCAUCACCGUGCUCAAGGGACAGGAGCCCGAGACCCAGCACCAACAGACAAAGGAGCAAUUCCGUCCCCUUCGUUGAGGCAUUGGGGUGCUCGACCACAGAAGCAAGAAUGAUGAUGGCCGAAGGCAAGGCUGCAGUUCGUAACCGGAAACGCGGCCGUCAAAUCAGGCUGCUCAAUGAACAGAACGCCACUACUUUCGACCCCCGGAACCAUCUGAAAUAUCUCGAUAGCUCGUACCAGGAUCAUGAAUCAUCAAAACCACAAACAACCAUGGUCAAUCAUUCACGGUAUCCCUCUGACUGCACUGACAAGAGCACAUCCACAAUAGUCGCACCGACUAGGGAUGGCCUGGUGACCACUAACGGCCUUCCAAGCCCAUUGGGAGACUACUCUGCGAAUCUGGCAAACUUCAUAAAGGCCCAGCUCAGAUCAAUUCCGACCUACACAUCAUCCCUUGAUCAGACAUCGCCUCGCUCUUGUCCGGACUUGACUUUUCAGUUGCGCACUCCCCCACAGUCGCCGAACAAAGGGGCACGGAAACCAACAGAAGCCCCAAGAGUCAUCAGCAUCCCGCCUGUCAGACCACCGUUGCAGAGUGCGUUCUCUGCAUGGAGCUCUACAGACGACUCAGAGGAUGACGAGGUGCCCGCACUACCUGAUAUUGACCUAUACACUCAAAACGCCAUCUCCAAGGUCACUAGCAAUGGUAGUACAACUUCAAUCCUGGGUUAUUAUGCCGGAUCGAAUGACUCCUUUCUGUUCUCGUCCACACCCUCCGAGGAGAGUCACACCGCAAGGGGAUUUCAAUUUCCCAAUCCACCACUGUUAAUGUGCUCACCGACUGAGCCUUAUUCUCCACCUCACGAUGACGACGCCGACUACUACCCAUCAUCACACUCGUCGCGGCCGCAGUUGACCUCUUCCUCGGAGCCAUCGAUCUCAUCGUCCACCGCGUCGACAGCGUCCUACUUCGAAUACAAGCGCCCUCGUUCCAACCUGUUUCCGCCUGAUAUGAAGGACAGGAUUGUUGCGGCAGUCACACCACCAAAAGGGAAGAGAAUGACUGCGAUCUCACCUUUUGAAGGCGCCGCACUAUCGAAUGUUCACGAUGUGUUCAUUGAGUCACAACACAGAGUGCACGUCGAUGGCAUGUCAUUUGACAUGCUGCGUGACUUGGUCGUACCAGUCAGCCGAGUCUCUACACCGGUCUGACUCGCACUCCAGUAACGCUCCUUCAACUGCAUUAUAUGGGAUCUUUUCAACUGUGAUUAGCAUUUGCAUCAUGUUCUACAAUAUAUCCAGGUCGACGUCGCGUGGUAUAGCCGGUCUUGCCACUUGCGAUCCUACGAUCUUUUUCUUUGUCUCACUUAGCCGGCGCAACGGCUAAACUACGAACUUGUAAUUACUUCCAGCCUGUGGUACAUCUAGAUUACUGUUGUAGGGCUUCGCUGUCCGUUUCUUCUUUCGUUGCCGUUCAGAUAUCCAUACACAACGAGUGUACGACGCACACGUUUUUCUUCU